UCCUCUGCUCCCGGCUCUUUGGACAAAAUGUACGAACGCCACAAGAGGCGAUACAGCCUGUGCGACAUUUCCAAGGUGGACAGGACUGUAGAUGUUGUGUUGUUAAAGAUAAACCGUGAGAGCUGGUGCCCGCUGGAGCCGUGUCCCGACUCCUCCCUGCUGCAGCGCAAGCGCACGCGCGAUGCUCCAGAAUGUGAGAACUUCUUGGAGGAUGGGCUGAGCAGCGUCUGUGCCUCAUCACAGGGUGGUCUUAAAAGAGAGUCUGGGAGUGAGUCUGACCUCUUCCCCUUGCCUGGUGAUGGGAUGGAAGACCUUGUCUUUGGGAAGGCUGAGGAGGAGCAGUCUGCGUGCGAUGUCACCAGCUCCAGCUCCUCUGCAGAUGACACCGUGUCCCUGGAGAGGAACUCAUCCCUGGGCAGCGACACGUCCCUCCCCUUCCCACCCACGGGGAGCUUCGCCCAGCCCAAGGACAGGCUCAGCCUGGAUGGCAGCUGCACCAACAUGGUGCCCUCAGAGGGAGGAGAGAAGGAGGAGGAGCUGGACAGCAUCACGGACGUGCCCGCUCCCUCGUCCGUGCUGCGCGGCUCCAUGCGGCCGCUGUCGCCGUUCCGUCGGCACAGCUGGGGGCCUGGCAAGAACGCCACCAACGAGGCAGAGAUCAAUCAGAGGAGUUACAGCCUAGAAGGCCUUGCUGGAGACUCUGGUGAGAACAAAAAACCAUCUACAAAUCUGGAGGCUUCUUCUCUGAGCUCCAAAGACCUCAGGAGGAGUCCACUUGCCAGCAAUCAGUCCCUGGUCCUGCUCUCUGAGGAGCUCGAGCAAGGAGAAAUCAGAGACUACAACCACCAGGUGCAUCAGACUUCACAGCCACAAGGAUUUAACUUCUGUUCUUCUGCUGUUUCAUCUCCACUGACCAAAUCCAUGUCUCUAAUGUCAAUUAGCAAACCAGUGCUCGACAUUGCAGUUCACGUGCAUCAGACUUCACAGCCACAAGGAUUUAACUUCUGUUCUUCUGCUGUUUCAUCUCCACUGACCAAAUCCAUGUCUCUAAUGUCAAUUAGCAAACCAGUGCUCGACAGCACGCAGUCGUUGGGCGGCUCCGUGGGCUCCUCUGUGCAGAGCAUAUCUGAAGAGAGCAGCAGUGUCCCUGCUGGUAAAGGUGUAACAAAAGUCAGCCGCACCUUCAGCUACCUCAGGAAUAAAAUGUCCAGCAGCAAGAAGAGCAAAGAAAAAGAGAAAGAUAAAGAGAAGACUAAAGAGAAGGACAAAGAUUCCAAGGAGAAGGAAAAAGAUAAGAAGCUGUUAAAUGGACAUCUCUUCACUGCAACCUGUGUUGUAGCCCAGGCAACCUGUUACCACUGUAUGAAGCCUUUCAAUAAGGAUUCGUACUACUGUGCAAACUGUAAUGCAAUUGUUCACAAAGGCUGUAAGGAGAGUUUUGCUUCUUGUGCAAAGGUCAAAAUGAAGCCACAGAGAGGGAUGCUGCAGGCACAUGAUACCUCUUCGUUACCCACAGUAACCAUGAGAAACAAAAGCUCUCAGCCCAAGGAGCGCCCGCGCUCCGCGAUCCUCACUCCCGACGAAAGCACCGUCACCUCCACCUUCAGCAACAGGAGGUCACAGCAGCCCACUGCACUCUCCAAAAGUGUCUCCAUACAGAACAUUGCAGGAGUUGGGAAUGAUGACAGCUUAAUACACACUUGGAAAUUCCUGUCGCAGUCAACAGACUCUUUACAUAAAAUCAGCCGGGUUAAUGAAUCCAUGGAGUCACUGGUUGAUGAAGGGCUUCACCAUGUCUUUACAUUGCUUUGUGAAGGUGCAGACAUGAAUGAAGGACAGCUCAUGGGAGACAUGGAAUUAGAUUCCAAGCAGCUGGAGGCAGAGUCCUGGAGCCAAGUAGUGGACAGCAAGUUCCUACAGCAGCAGUACAAAGAUGUUGUCAAACGGCAAGAUGUGAUUUAUGAGCUGAUGCAGACAGAAAUGCACCACGUCCGCACCCUGAAGAUCAUGAACGAUGUGUACAGUGCAGCCAUGGUAAAGGAACUGCAGUACGACCAGCAAGUCGUGGACAAGAUCUUCCCCUGCCUGGAAAACUUGCUGCACAUCCACAGUCAGUUUUUCCAGCGGAUUCUGGAAAGGAAGAAGGAGUCACUGGCAGACAAAAGUGAAAAGAACUUUGUUAUCAGGAGGAUAGGUGACAUCCUAGUCAAUCAAUUCUCUGGGGAGAACGCCGAGCGAAUGAAGAAAACGUACGGCAAAUUCUGCGGCCAUCACAACGAGGCUGUCAGUUACUUCAAAGAUCUCUACUCAAAGGACAAGCGCUUUCAGGCAUUUGUCAAGAAAAAAAUGAGCAGCUCCCUGGUGAGGCGUCUUGGGAUUCCUGAAUGUAUCUUGUUGGUAACACAGAGAAUCACAAAGUACCCAGUCCUUUUACAAAGGAUACUGCAGUACACCAAAGAGAAUGAAGUGGAACAUGAAGACUUGACUCAGUCAUUAAACCUUGUUAAAGAUGUGAUUGCUGCAGUCAAUAGCAAAGUCAGCAAUUAUGAAAAGAAAAUGCGUCUUGGGGAGAUUUACAACCGGACAGACAGCAAGUCCAUCAUGAGGAUGAAGAGUGGCCAGAUGUUUGCAAGAGAGGACUUGAGGCAUCGGAAACUCAUCCGAGAUGGGCCUGUUUCACUAAAGAGCUCAGCUGGCCGGUUGAAAGAAGUCCAGGCUGUUCUCCUCUCUGACAUGCUCGUGUUCCUUCAGGAGAAGGACCAGAAGUAUGUCUUUGCCUCACUGGACCAGAAAUCCACUGUGAUCUCUCUGAAGAAGUUGAUUGUACGAGAAGUGGCUCAUGAAGAGAAGGGUUUGUUCCUGAUCAGCAUGGGGGGAAAGGAUCCUGAAAUGGUGGAAGUCCAUGCCAGCUCCAAAGAAGAGCGCAAUGGCUGGAUACAGAUCAUCCAGGACACCAUGCACACCAUGGAUAGAGAUGAAGAUGAAGGAGUCCCUUGUGAGUCUGAGUUUGAAAAGAAAUUGUCCGACGCGAAAGUGAGAGGACUGAAAGAACAACUUCAGCAGAAGGAUAAACAGAUCCUGCUCUUGCUGGAGGAGAAGACUAAGAUCUUCCAGGACAUGGUAGACAGUUCUGUGCAGGAGGAGAUGCCAGGCUCCAGGCUGCUCUUCAGAGCCAACACAGAAGAGGCUCCAAAAGGAGAGGCAAUCAUGAAAACUGCAAUAAAUGAAGUUGAACUGCUGCAAGACCUGGUGAACAGGAGCCUGGGCACUGCCCUUGGACAGCAGGUCAGCAGCACUGCCAUGGAUCAGGAGGGAGGAGUUGGCCCCAUCUCACUCCCUAGAAGGGCAGAAACUUUUGGAGGAUUUGACAGUCAUCAGAUGAACGCCUCCAAGGGUGGAGCAAAAGAUGAAGGUGAUGAUGCUCAGGACCUUCGGAGAACAGAGUCAGACAGCAUUUUAAAGAAGGGUGGAAAUGCUAAUUUGAUGUUCAUGCUGAAAAGGAAUAACGAGCAGGUCCUCCAAACCAUUACCAGCCUUCAUAAGCUGCUCAGUGCUUUGCAGGGCGUGGUGCUGCAGCAGGACACCUACAUCGAGGACCAGAAGCUGGCUCUGAGCGAGAGGGCUCCGAGCCGAAGCUUCUUCCGGCCGCCCUCGCUGCUGGAGCAGGAGAAGCAGCGCAGCCUGGAGAAGCAGCGCCAGGAGCUGGCCAACCUGAAGAAGCAGCAGACGCAGCACCAGGAGGAGAAGCGGAGGAGGGAGAAGGAGUGGGAAGCGCGGGAGAAGGAGCUGGCGGAGCACGAGGCCGAGCUGGCGCAGCGCGAGGAGCAGGCGCAGCGGCUGCGGCAGGAGCUGGAGCGCGAGCGCGAGGAGCUGCAGGUGAAGAAGGCGGCGUACCAGCUGGACCUGGAGAGGCUGCGCGCGGCGCAGAAGCAGCUGGAGAGGGAGAAGGCGCAGCUGAAGCAGGACGUGGAGCGAUUCGCUCAAAUGCGGCAGGAGCCUGACCACAACCAGGUUUCAAAUCUACAUGAGAAACUUGCAAGAGUCUCCUCCCAGUCCAGCACUGAUGAAUCCUCCAUGCAGAAGAACCCUUCUCUUCCUAAACAAGGGCACUUUGAUGCAGAACUGUCUGUCUCCCCCAAAAGGAACAGUCUUUCAAGGACACACAAAGAGAAAAGCACUUUCCAUUUGCUUAGCACAACAAACCAGACUAACAAGGCAGCUGAGGAACAGACCCAGAUGCCUACUCGCCUCUUCAGUUUAGCCAAACCAAAGGAGAAGAAGGAAAAGAAGAAGAAGGGCAGGGGACAUCGCUCCCAACAGUCUGAUUCUCACUCGUCAGAAGCACCUCCAGAGGGUGAGGAGAUCUUCUGCUGAGCACGGACUGUUCCAGUGGUCACUGGUGGCAUUGGCACCGUGGACAUCUCCCUGCCUGUGACACAGCACGUGGCUGGUGCCGGCGCUGGACGAGCAUCUGGAGGUUUUAAAUAAAACAUGUUCUGAACUCUGCUAAGUGGUGGAUAAGGGCCUCUCCUGUGGUUUUAGGUGAAUUCUCCCUGCAGAGGCUGGGCCUGCACGGCACACAGGACCAUCUCCCUGUGCAAACCUGGGGUCAGACGGAUUGGGGUAGAUGUUGUCUGUCUCUUCUGACUGCUAAAGGAUGAGAGAACAUAGCCUUAAGGGCUCUGUGCCUUCAAAUUCCCCUUUUCUGGGGAAAAGAACCAAAACCAAGCAUUUAGCAAAAGAUUAGGACUCUACAAAUGGUGCGUACACACUGGCAUAUAUAGAUAUACUGUAUAUAUACAUAUAUGUAUCUAUGUAUCCACUGGGAUAUGCUUACAGUCCCUGCAGCCAAGGCCAAGUCCACCCGUGGGGAUAGAUGAUACCUGACAACUUUCAGGGAGUGUGUAGAUAUUAAAUAUCUUGCCCUUACUGCUCUGGCUGUAACACAGUGACCUGCACACCCCUUUCCUGCUCAUGGGAUAGGGGCUGUUUGGUUUCAGGAGAGUACCUUACACCAGGAAACAUUCAGAAACAACAAGUCAGAGGAUAAAAAAUUUAAAAUUAUUCUGAACGAUUUCUGUGGGGCAGAGGAAUCAAAUGUCAAACUGUUUGUAGAGUCAAGCAGAACGUUAUGGGGUGUAUUUAAAAUGGCGCAGAAAAGAGAAUUCUCUGGGCUGGUAAGGCAAUCCCACGGAGCCAGAACAGGCUGUUUAAAUGGAAACAACAGUAAGCAACAUUUUUUUUACACAGUCUCAUUGAAAUCCAGCUCGUUCCCUCCCAUCCCUGAAGUAAAGAUUAUGUUUUUGCCAGAAUAGAGCUCUCAGUUGCAUUUGACAUCUCCAUACAAGCCUAACAACUGAGUGGGGGGUAGCUGAAAAUCUGCUUUUAGGGAUCUUUGUUCUGUUCUUUGUGUUUUUCUUAGCCUGCUUUUUGUGCUACCUUUGGGCUUCUGUUUCUCUGGAUUUUCUCCCUUGCCCUGCUCGUUUCUGAGGCAGAGUGAGAGCAGCAGUGUCUGAGCAGGUCAGUGAGACAUUGCAGGGCAGCAGGACAGGCUCCAAGGACGUGGCUCCUAUCCCUGUGGCUGUGCAAUGCUGGGCACUUAGGAACCAUUUUUGGGGAGAAAAAGGUUCUGAUGGACAAACCCCCUGUGGGACAGGUCUGGAAUCCAGUGUGGCGUGUCCCCAUGGCCCUGGGGUGAGGUGUCCAUGCAGAACAGGAAGGUCCAAGGGCAGCUCUUGCUGUGCCAGCUGUGGGGUGUCUGUAGAGUUGUGGAAUACAGGGAUGUGUUCACGAGGGGAGGAGAAAUGCAAAAAGACACACUUUUCUCAAAAAUCACCUUUAUUCCAAACCCUCUCAGGAGAAUUACCCAAGUGGAUUUGUAAAUGGUUACCAGCUUCAAAAUAGGUCAAGGUUUUGCUCAAGAGUUUGAAGCUGUCAGGUGCAUUUCCUUUCCUUCCAGUUUUUUCUUUGAAAUAACAAAUAAUUUCUCUUCUUGUACUAUUGUUUGAUUUCAGUUUGCUCUCAGGCUUGUCAUGAGCUGGUGACCUGUAGCAGUUUUCAGAGUUAGUGCUGAUGAGUAUCAGCAGCAUUGAUGGUGAGGUGGAUGCUUGGGCUGGGCUGUCUUGGAGCAGGAACACUGCUUGCUUUGGAAGCUCUCUACACUAUUAAAACUCAGAAGAAAAAGAGGAAAAAAAAAAGAAAGGAAAAAGGGUUGAGAUUUAUUUUUAUUUUGUUUUUUUUAAUAUUAUUUGGUGCUUGUUCUUAAUUGCAAGCAGGGCUUGCAAAAAUAUUUAUCUUUCAUUUUAUCUGAAAGAGUUUUUUAAAA
Molecule: messenger RNA, 6325 nt
Organism: Ficedula albicollis (Collared flycatcher)
Lineage: Eukaryota; Metazoa; Chordata; Aves; Passeriformes; Muscicapidae
Gene: AKAP13
Product: A-kinase anchoring protein 13
Exons: 32
Coding region: 28-4374 (1448 amino acids)
Biological process (GO): adrenergic receptor signaling pathway; positive regulation of canonical NF-kappaB signal transduction; regulation of Rho protein signal transduction
Cellular component (GO): actin cytoskeleton; membrane
Molecular function (GO): MAP kinase scaffold activity; guanyl-nucleotide exchange factor activity
Source: RefSeq, a predicted model, not a curated record